AUGACCUCUACAGGUGACAAGAUAGCUAUUGUUGGCGCGGGCGUGUUCGGUCUAUCUACCGCCUUACAUCUCAGUAAGAGAGGAUACAAAGAUGUGACAGUAUACGAUUAUCGGCCAUACCAUGAAAACGCGUAUAAUCCCAGUGAAGGAUGUGACUCUGCGAGUGCGGAUGUCAACAAGGUCUAUAGAUGUUCUUACGGUAACGAAACAGAAUAUCAAGAUUUAGCCUUCUCUGGGCGUGAUAUUUGGUUCGAUUGGAAUAAGCAGAUUGCCAAUUCCGCUCCGGAGGAUCUACCAAAAGGCUUGACACCACAGGAUCAGUUAUUGGUCUCGAACGGCUUCUUGAGAAUAGCUGGCUCAGGUGAAUUAUCAGAUUUUGAUAAGGUGAGUCUGAACGCGUUGGAGAAGGCUGGACUCAGACACCAUCAGCAUGUUCUCCUCGACGAAGCAGAUAUGCAAAGAUUGUGGGACAAGGACGCGAAGGAACCAUCGCACUGGAAAGAGAAGGUUCAUGCGUUAGACAAAGCUGGUGGAGGUGGUCUCAAUGGUUUCAUCGAUACUUCAGCGGGAUUUACAUAUGCCGACAAAGCUUGUGCGUGGGCUAGACAUCUCGCGGAGAAGGAGGGAGUCAAGUUUGUGCUUGGCCCUGAGAUCGGUAAAUUUGAUGAACUAUUGGUCGAAGAAGGGAAGGUUGAGAAGAAGAUCAAGGGUCUGAGAACUGCCGAUGGAAAAGAGCACCCUGCGGAUGUCGUGAUCGUAGCUGGAGGAGGGUGGACACCAAGUAUCGUGCCAGAAGUUGAGAGCCUAUUGGAGACCACUGCCGGAUCAGUAGUCACCAUAACUUUACCCCAAGACAGACAAGAUCUAUGGGAUAAGUUCUCCCCUGAGAAGUUUCCAGUGUGGGCUUAUGGGUGGAUGGGAAAGAGCAGUCCGGAAUUUGGAGGUUUCUACGGCUUCCCUCGUACUCCCGAGGGUAAGAUAAAGAUUGGUUAUCGAGGUCGAAAAUGGACUAACUUCCAAACACAUCCUAAGACUGGCAAACGUCUCUCAAUACCAAUCACCAAAUACACCGAGGAAAAGGCUUCCAAUCUUCCUAAGAAGGCGAUUGAUAAUAUCAAGAUAGUGAUCGGUGAAUUAUUCCCGGAGUUGAAGGAAAUCGGCAUAACGGAUACAAGAAUGUGUUGGUACACCGACAGUAUCGACAACUCCUUCGUCAUUGACUAUGUACCAGGAUACAACAAAGGUCUAUUUGUUGCAUCUGGUGGAUCAGGUCACGGAUUCAAGUUCUUACCGGUACUAGGCAAACACGUUGUCAACGCACUAGAAGGGAAGAAGGAUCAGUUCACAGAGAUGUGGAAGUGGAGAGCUGCCGUGCCAGGUCAACCUGCAAAUGGUAUCGAAGAAGGCGAGAAAUCAGGUAGAAAUUUGGCGGAUCUGAUCAUCGCAGAGGAGAAAGACUGGCUGUGGACGAAAGAGCACAUUCUGAACGAGGGUAAGCAGGAUGACGGUGAUGUGGAUAAAUUGGCUUCGGAAGUUCAAAAGGUGUUGGUAUCUGCGUAA
Messenger RNA from Kwoniella botswanensis, 1560 nucleotides. RefSeq lists its product as uncharacterized. The record is from RefSeq and is a predicted model, not a curated record. Gene Ontology annotation, molecular function: sarcosine oxidase activity; flavin adenine dinucleotide binding. Lineage: Eukaryota; Fungi; Basidiomycota; Tremellomycetes; Tremellales; Cryptococcaceae. The coding region runs from base 1 to 1560 and encodes 519 amino acids. The transcript has 10 exons.